AUGACUGAUGCGAUCAUGUGGUGUAUUGGACUUGUCAAAUUCCAUGCUAGUACGAGUGCUCCUAGCGAUGUGGAUGACGAGGUCUUGUAUACCAGAAAGUUGAUGGAAGGGCUGAACGAGUGUCCUAAGGCAGUACGACGCACUGUAAAUAGGGCUCUCCACGAUAUUAUGCAUCCAGACCAGUGUGGGUUUAAACAACCCGAGAAGGUCAAGAGAUGGAAGGGGUGGCCUAAGGGGGCUAAAUUAAAGAAAAAAGCAGAGGCCAGCAUUCUUGCUCAUGAACAAUCCCUACAGAAAAAAGCCGAGGCCAGCACUCUUGCUCAUGAACAAUCCCUACAGGAAAAAGCAACACCUAAUGAGUGGGAUUACAGGGACGAGGCUCAAGGAAAGUCGACCACAGUUACUAGCGAUUCAAGUAAGAAGCGCCCCUCGUCUUCAUGUGGUCGUACAGAUGCAUCCACAGGACGUCCUUACAGGAAGAAGUUGGUCCCCUCCAAUCCUGGACGUCCUAUCGGGGAUUAUGCUAAUGAUUUCAUUGAUCUUAGUAUCUUAGAUUAG
Oldenlandia corymbosa var. corymbosa is the source of this 558-nucleotide messenger RNA. The record is from the annotation of a GenBank genome assembly. Lineage: Eukaryota; Viridiplantae; Streptophyta; Magnoliopsida; Gentianales; Rubiaceae.